This is a messenger RNA of Hydractinia symbiolongicarpus, 4188 nucleotides long. RefSeq lists its product as uncharacterized. The record is from RefSeq and is a predicted model, not a curated record. The coding region runs from base 1 to 4188 and encodes 1395 amino acids. Gene Ontology annotation, biological process: DNA integration. Gene Ontology annotation, molecular function: zinc ion binding; nucleic acid binding. NCBI's taxonomy places the organism in Eukaryota, Metazoa, Cnidaria, Hydrozoa, Anthoathecata, Hydractiniidae. The transcript has 5 exons.
AUGGGAUUGUAUAUAUCGGAUGCCCUUCUUUUAUCAGAAGAAUACUCUUUAUCUGAUGAUAGACAAAUACUACAAAUUGGCGACGAGGAUUCCAAGAACUCAUGGAGAGGUAUAUUUCAUAAUUACAAAGCAAUCUCGCGUGAAACAAGACGUGUGAAUUUUCGAAUCAAAACAACAAAUUUUGUUGACUCUUACUGUGCGAAAGGAAACUUUGCUAGGCUGUCCUUUGUAAUUUCAAGCGAUAGUUAUACUUCCAUACCACCCUUUGACCCAAAUGGAGAACCGACUUCAGUUGGUCAACGAUGGACGAAAUGGCAGACCAGUCUUAAAUACUACAUACUAGCAAGUGGAGUUAGGGAUGAUGAAAGAAAGAGGGCAAUUUUACUCCACAUGAUUGGACCUAAAUGCCAGGAAAUAUUUGAAACUUUCUCUGAUCCUGGAACAACAUUUGAAGAAGCCCUCCAUAAAUUUGAUGAACAUUUUUCAGUCAAAAAGAACAUACCUUUCGAAAGGCAUAAAUUUCACCAAGCCUCACAACAAGUAGGGGAAAGUACGGAUCAAUUCAUUACCCGUCUACGACAACUUUCCUUAUAUUGUGAAUAUGGAUCAGAAACUGACAAUGAAAUCCGAGACAUGGUCAUAGCAAAAACAUCGAAUAUUAAAUUCCGCAAACGUUUACUUAUGGAAACUGAUUUGAAUCUCCAGAAAACACAGGACCUUGGACGACUUUUUGAAUCUGCAGAACACCAAAACAAAGAAAUAGCUAAUGGUAAACAAACACAACAUGACACUGAAGAAGAAAGCUCUGAACAAAUCAACAAACUACAUGGGCGUAGACCACCUCAUCGUAGCCAUAGGAAACACAAUGCACCACCACAUCGGAACAACCCAACCAAAUCAUUCAACAAACCAGAAUGUGGUCGCUGUGGUAUGAAGAACCACAAAAGUCAUGAAUGUCGGAGAUCAAGAGAUAAAACAUGUAACAAAUGUGGUAUUAAAGGACAUUUUGCAAAAAUGUGCCGCACCAAAAAUAAACAGCAAGUUCAUCAAACCAACCAUGAAAACUCUGAUGACGAAGAUGAGGAUAUCUACCUAUACAAGAUGAACACUACGAAGUCAAAUAACUUCCCCGUUCUACAACAUCCAGCUUGUACCUUCAAAGCUACAGUUGCAGCAAAUCACCAUAAAAUACUAGCAAAAUUCUACGUAAUACCUGGUCAAGGAGGCAAUUUACUUGGUCACAAAACAGCUGAGCAGCUAGAUCUAUUACGAAUUGGACCAGCUACAACACCCAUCAACUAUAGAACAUUCCAGUUAGGUAGCAGAAGUCUGUCAAAAGGCAUACCAGUAUCAACAGAACAAGUCCUCAACAAAAACAACAAGGUAUUCAAAGGAAUGGGAAAACUUAACAACUUCAAACAGAAACUCCAUAUUGAUCCAGAUGUCACCCCCAUCCAGCAACCAACUAGGAGACUGCCGUUUCACACCAGAAAGAAAGUUGAAGCAGAGCUCGAUAGACUGCUGAAAUUAGAUAUCAUUGAGCCAGUUAAUGGACCAACUUCGUGGGUUUCACCAAUUGUCGCAGUACCUAAGAAAAAUGGCAAAAUUAGAUUGUGUGUGGACAUGCGCAGAGCAAACACUGCCAUUAUCAGAGAGAAGCAUCCUAUUCCAAAACUGGAAGAAAUCCUACCAUUAUUAAAUGGAGCCACUGUCUUCUCAAAAAUUGACCUGCGAGAAGGCUACCAUCAAAUUGAGUUAGCCGAAGAAAGCAGAAACAUUACUGCCUUCAUUACCCAUAAAGGAAUUUUCAGAUACAAGCGUCUCAUAUAUGGUAUUUCAAGUGCCUUUGAACAUUUUCAGAAAAAUAUUGAAAUGGUAAUUGCUGAUUGUGAAGGGGCAAAGAACAUCUCUGAUGAUAUUUUUAUCUGGGGAAAAACACAAGCUGAGCAUGACCGCAAUCUCGAUAAGGUUCUUCGUAAUCUUUCUGAGAAUGGCCUGCGUGUCAACCCAGAAAAAUGUGAGUUUAGCAAGAAUAAAAUUUUAUUUAGUGGAUAUACUCUCACAACAGAUGGCAUAUCUCCAGACCCUUCCAAAGUCACUGCAGUCAACAAAUUCAAAACACCAACAACAUCGACAGAAGUCAGAUCCUUUCUUGGUCUAGUAAAUUAUUGCAGUCAGUUCAUCAAAGACUACAGUACAUUAUCAGCUCCACUGAGGAAACUCACCAAGAAAAAUACACCAUUCAUAUGGACAGAUCUUGAACAGAAAUCAUUUGAUUUACUCAAAGAAAAACUUUGCACUUCUGAAACUAUGGCAUUUUACAAUCCUGAGGCGGAAACAGACAUAAUUGUUGAUGCAAGUCCGUAUGGUCUUGGUGCCAUACUUACACAGAAACAGAAAGAUGGAAACUUCAAGCCGGUAGCAUAUGGAAGUAGAGCAUUAACACCUGUUGAACAGAGAUACUCACAAACAGAACGAGAAGCUCUUGCAGUUGCCUUUGGCUGCACACACUUCCACUUUUUCAUAUAUGACCGUGACUUCGAUAUCACCACUGAUCACAAGAGUCUUUUGCACGUAAUGUCACCAACUUCCACAUCUCCACCACCGAGGAUCCAGAGAUGGCUUCUUCGCAUACAAGGGUAUAACUACAAAUUAAAAUACAUUUCUGGUGCCAAAAAUGCUGCUGACAUACUAUCAAGAGACCCUGUUUGUACAGACAGUGAAGGAGAAACUGACGACUCAAUUGAAUCCUUUAUCAACUUUACAGCAGCAGAAGCAGUACCUAAAAGCUGCAAUAUCGAAGAGAUACAAGAUGAAACUGCAAAAGACAUCAUUCUUCAAAAAGUCACCAAAGCCAUUAACUCGAAGGCCUGGCCAAAAGAUUCUGCUUUGAAUCCAUACAGACAUGCAAAGCAUGAGUUAUCCUUUGUGAAUAACAUUUUACUCAAAGGACAACGAAUUGUCAUCCCAAGCACUCUACAACAGAAAAUGUUGCAGAUAGCACAUGCUACGCAUCAAGGAACAACCAAAACUAAACUACUAUUACGUGAAAAAGUUUGGUGGCCGCUGAUGAACAAACAAAUCGAAGAUCUAACACUUACCUGUCAUGCCUGCCAAGUAACUGCACCCUCCACCACCAGGCAUGAACCGUCACAACCAACAGAAAUUCCCAAACAACCUUGGAACACUAUUGCAAUGGACAUUCAAGGCCCUUAUCCCUCUGGUGACAACCUGUUAGUUUUGAUUGAUUACAGAUCCAGAUACCCAAUAGUUUCUUCUAUCAAGAACACUGGUGUGCAAAACAUAAUAAAUGUUAUGAAGCGAACCUUUAGUAUUUUUGGUUAUCCAAAAACAAUUGUAACUGACAAUGGUUCACAAUUCACGUCCUUCAAAUUCAGCCGAUACCUUCAACAACAUGGUAUAAAACACCGGCGUACAACUCCAUACUGGCCACAAGCUAAUGGUGAGGUUGAGAGAUUUAACCGCACAUUGAAGCGACACAAUCAAACUGCUGUCAUCACUGGAAAGGAUUGGCGUAAAACUCUUGACACAUUCCUUUUGAGUUACCGAACCACACCUCAUACCGUAACUAAAGUUCCACCUGCAACACUGAUGUUCGGUAGACCGCUAACGAAUGAUCUUCCUGACGUUAGUCAACUUGUGAAAAGCAACAGUGAAUUGGAUAUAGAAGUAAACAAGAAUGAUGAAAAGCACAAACAGAAAUCCAAGGAAAACACCGACCAGAACCGCAAGGCAAAAACUGUCACUUUUGAAGUCGGACAAAAGGUAUUGUUGAAAAAUCUUACCGACAACAAAAACAAACUUUCACCGCCCUGGUUAAAGGAAGUCUUCACCAUCAUUAAAGUAUACAAACGAAGCAUCAUGGUUCGAAACAAGGAAGGAAAAACGUUUCUACGAGCAAACGGACACGCGAAACUGUAUAGAUCUGCGAAGGGUAAGCAAUCGAGUGUUUCUAACGCGCGAAACAGGGCAGACCCUUGUACCUGCUCAAGCAAUGCGAAUUUUGAUGAGAACCAACAAUCUAAACCGAAUGAUGGCCAUAACAAAGAAGAAGAUCUAUACGAAAAGAAAAACCACAAGAACGGUGCAAAAACCUACCCGAAACGACAAAGAAAAACUACAGAGCGUUACGUCAUCAUCAAUCCGAAGCGCAAGAAGAAGACUUAG